Maniola jurtina (meadow brown) is the source of this 1284-nucleotide messenger RNA. RefSeq lists its product as uncharacterized. Bases 147 to 1142 code for a protein of 331 amino acids. The transcript has 2 exons. The record is from RefSeq and is a predicted model, not a curated record. NCBI's taxonomy places the organism in Eukaryota, Metazoa, Arthropoda, Insecta, Lepidoptera, Nymphalidae.
GGGUAGUAUGAAAUAUAUGUAUAUGAGAUCGGUCAUGUGAAUAUAAUAAAUCAGUGCAUGCCUAACGCUCGUGUUUGAUUGACACACUUCACAUGGCGCAGUCGUUAAAUAAAAAUAAAACGUGGAAAAGUGGUUGAAGUUUAGACAUGGAUAGUGUAUUAUCACCGCCGUCUUCGUUUUGCUUCGAUAAGAAUGCAUCGGACGCCUGGAGCCUCAAUGAGAGGUGGACAAAAUGGAAGCGAAGUUAUGAAAUAUACAGUAAAGCGUGCGAAUUAACCAAGAAGUCAGUAGAAAUUCAAGUGAAUAUUCUGUUGCAUGUGGUGGGUGAACAGUGUCGAGAUAUUUUGGAUCGUUUGCCGGACAAAUGUACGACUGUUGAACAAGUUUGGAAAACGUUAGAUGAGCAAUUUCAUACAAAAAGGAAUGUUACGGUCGAGCGUCACAAGUUUUUUAUGCGUCAUCAACAAGACAAUGAAUCCAUUGAACAGUACGUUUUUGAGCUAAGAAAGUUAGCUCAAACGUGUGAAUUUCGUGAUUUACAUGAUGAACUUAUCAAGGAUCGAUUGGUAUGUGGCAUUUCUAGUUCGGCAAUUCGUGAACGCUUGCUAAGAGAAGAUGAUUUGUCGUUAAAAAAGGCUAUGGAUAUUUGUCGUGCAGCUAUCGCAUCUCGAACGAACUCGGAAAAAAUCAAACCUGAAAGAGAAGAGACACAAUUGUAUAACGUUCAUCAAGUUAAUCGAUCGCAGAAAGAGGUUUCGUUUGUGAAGUCGAAGAUGACGUCAUCAAGAGGGCGAGCUCGGAGCGCGGGACGCGAUGUGGCGGCGGCGGAGCCGGAGAGCGUGCGGCGCGCCGCGCGCUGGCGGGCCGGACGGGCGCCGCCGGAGGCGCGCACACCGCAUGCGCUUGCGCCGCGGCCGCGCGGGCGUCUCCUAGCGGCGAGCGACUUCAACGUGAACCAGGGGCGUGCGGUCCCGGGUUCGAAUAAAAUGUGUAAAUAUUGUGGAAUUGUGCAUAAAAAGUUUGAGUGCCCGGCAUAUGGUCAAAGGUGUGUGCGAUGUUCAGGGAUGAACCAUUUUGCACGCGUUUGUGGCGUACAUUAUAUCGAGGAAUCUGACGAACAGGACAGUGAGGCCUCCGGAUAGAUGGGGGUUCACGUAGCGUCAGGCGCGGCUAAGCAGAAUAGAAAUGAACUCAGAAAUGUAUGUAGGUAGCAGAAACAUAAUAGAAAAUUGUUAUAACUUGAUUUUAAAAUUUGUGUAUAGCGUAAUUGUAUGAUCUUUUUAC